Messenger RNA from Populus euphratica (Euphrates poplar), 815 nucleotides. Its product is annotated as SNARE-like superfamily protein. Gene Ontology annotation, biological process: endoplasmic reticulum to Golgi vesicle-mediated transport. Gene Ontology annotation, cellular component: TRAPP complex. The coding region runs from base 98 to 529 and encodes 143 amino acids. Lineage: Eukaryota; Viridiplantae; Streptophyta; Magnoliopsida; Malpighiales; Salicaceae. The transcript is spliced from 5 exons. The record is from RefSeq and is a predicted model, not a curated record.
UGUUUUCUUACAAAGAAGGAAAGGAGUAGGAGGAAAAUCAUUCCACAGCCCAAGUCUGAGAGAUUCAGUACCCUGUAAGAAGCACUGAACGGAGAAGAUGAUCGUGUGUGUCGCGGUCGUCGGUCAUCAGAACAAUCCACUGUACAUACAGAGUUUUACUGAAGCAGAUGAUGCACUCAAGCUCCACCACAUAGUUCACUGCUCCCUUGACGUUGUUGAUGAGCGAGUGAAUAAUCCAAAGAAAUCUGGGCUGACAUUGAAUGAGACAUUUCUUGGAUUGCUUUAUCCAACUGAGAAUUAUAAAGUGUAUGGUUAUUUGACAAACACGAAGGUGAAAUUCAUCUUGGUCACAACUGAUUUAGAUGUCAGAGAUGCAGACGUCAGAAAUUUUUUCCGGAGAUUCCAUGCUGCAUACGUGGAUGCAGUUUCAAACCCUUUUCAUGUCCCGGGUAAAAAGAUCACGUCCAGAACUUUUGCAGAAAGAGUAAGCAACAUCGUCAAGUCAUUUGGUUUGAGCUCAGCAGGCUAAAUUCAGCCACUUCCACUUCUAAACCUGCUGGAUUCCUUCAUGCAACCAUUGGAUAUUGCCAUUUUCUUUUCAUUACCCUUUUCAUGCUCUCUGCUUCGGCUAGUAAGUGAACAAAUAUAUUGUACUCUGAGCUGCAGCUAAGAAAAAACAAGUGAUUUUACCUCUUAAUUAGAGAUGGUUCAUUUUUAUUUUUGUGCAUAUUAUUCUUGAAAAAACUUGACAAAAAUCAUAAUUGUAUCUUCGUGUGUUAUCUUUUCGUUCAAUAUUUUGACUAUAUUUACUAUGA